UGCCAAAUAAUUAAUAUAGGCUACUGUGGACUAACUGGAUCGCGGCUCCCUUUUACUCUCAACCACACACACUAGUCGGCGCAUAGCGCAGAAUUGAUCCUUGCCUUGUCGUAUUGCAUUGGGCGUCAUAACUGCAUUUGCGGAAGAAUAUUUUAACAGCGAAGCAGUGAGCUUUCCAUUAUGCUCGGCGUUGGAUUCAAAGCAGAGAGACUUCGAGUCAAUCUUCGGCUGGUCAUCAACCGCCUUAAACUCCUUGAAAAGAAGAAAACUGAGCUCGCUCAGAAAGCACGGAAAGAAAUUGCGGAUUACCUGUCAGCAGGUAAGGAUGAGCGAGCUCGAAUCCGUGUGGAGCACAUAAUCAGGGAGGACUACCUGGUGGAGGCCAUGGAGAUUCUGGAACUCUACUGUGACCUGCUGCUUGCUCGCUUUGGCCUCAUCCAAUCAAUGAAAGAGCUCGACCCUGGUCUACAGGAAGCAGUGUCCACUCUAAUCUGGGCUGCCCCUCGCCUGCAGUCUGAAGUCUCUGAGCUGAAAAUUGUGUCUGACCAGCUGUGUGCCAAAUAUAGUAAGGAGUAUGGCAAGCUAUGUAGGACAAACCAGAUUGGAACUGUCAAUGACAGGCUGAUGCACAAGCUGAGCGUAGAGGCCCCUCCCAAGAUCCUGGUGGAGCGCUACCUCAUUGAGAUUGCCAAGAACUACAAUGUGCCGUACGAGCCAGACGCCAUGGUCAGGCCUGAGGUGUGCCCAGGUGAGGAGGCUGACCUCAUAGACGUGGACAGUGACAGCAGGAAGCCAGGCGGUGGAAGUGGGGGUGGUGGAGGGUUCACGGCACCAUCUGCAGCUAUGCCAAUGCCCAUGCCCACACCCUCUGCCUUCAGCUAUCCACCUGCCAAAGGAUCAGAGCCCUUCAAUGGCCCUGUGGGCAACUUUGAUGGCUUUAACAACCCCCAGCCUCAAGUGAGAGGAGGGCAGCCACCCCAGCUGCCCAGCUACCCCCCUGAAUAUGUGUCUUUUGACGAGCCCUCUGUUCACUCCCAGGAAUCUGGACCUGGUCCCUCCUCCCAGAUAUAUGACAACACUGCCCUCCCUGAGCUUCCCUCAGUUCCCGACACACUUCCCGCUUCCUCCUUUGGUGGAAAUACUGCACCCUCUGAUGACAUUGAUUUUGAUGACUUGUCUCGGCGCUUUGAGGAACUGAAGAAGAAGACUUAAUCCUCCAGCCAAUCUCUCAACUCAGUUUAGGCUGCAAACUCUUGCAGUAAAUAUUCCCUCACUUAUUCUAACAGAUAUCUAUGUUACCUUACCUCAUUUGAACACAAAAAGGCAUCUUUCUGAUUGCAGGGGAGGUUUUUAAUGAAUUAAGAUGAGCUUUUCUUCAGAACAAUUUUAUUCACAGAACUUUAGGAACAUGUGAGGUACAAUGAGAAGGAAAAACCUACUGUGGGUCUCAAUGUACCUAUUUAGAAAAUUAAGCUGCUUCUACACUAUCAUCAAACAGGAACCUUUUCUAUGAGCACUUUGGAUGCAUAAUGGCCUUUUUAAUAGAAUUUGCUCCAAUGUAUAAUGCUAAUGCUAUAUGUAGCGUAGUUGUAAAGCUAAGUCAGCAUGCCUAGUGACUUCAAAAGGCGGUCGAUAACUGUGAUGCAGACAAACACACUUGUGAAAAGUGAAAAGCUGGCCAGAUCUGUCUGUGUGUGAAAAAGGACACGCACUGUGGGGACCUUGUGAAAAACAUGACACCCCAAAUGGAGGCUACUUCCACCCUGUGGGUGUUUUAGAGCAGAGAGCGUGAAUCCCAAUUGACUCAAUAUUUCAAUUUAAGCUUCUGGUGUUUUCCCACCAUUUAAACAUUUCAUCAGUUUUCAGUGUCAUUUUUAGGGCCUGAUGGCAGUACAAACUGGGUGCCAUACAUGUAUAUACACACAUAUGCACAUGUGUUUUAAGGGAGUUCUAUUAGUCAGUGUCAGAUCUCCCUGGCCUCAUCUCAGCAAGUGAGUCACUGGACACCCAGACUGGAAAAGCGUGUUUUUCUGCUCAACUCCAGUGGUAAUGUGAUAUGUAUAAUCAGAUAUGGGAUUCUUUGGCUCAGAUGUGCUCAGGUGACACUAUUGCAUAGCUUGCAUUCUUUUACACUGAACUGGUCACAUUGUAAAGCUGCUAACAUACAUUACCUUACAGGGGAGAUAGGUACAGUACAGUCAGACAGGGUGUUGAAUGCCAAAACAUUGCAGAGUGUUUGAUUAAUGAUACAGUUGCUAUAUUAAUUUGAAAUUUAUUUGCCCCUUUUUGGUGUCUUUUGGUUAAUGAUCACGCUUAUAUUAUUACACAAUUUGAGUUUUUAAAAGUUGUAAAAAUUUAAAAAUAAUCAGCCAAUCUGAUGCUCAUUGAAUAUAAGUGUAUUACACAUGGACUACACAUCAGACAACAGCACUAGCACAUUGUGCAAUCUGAGCAUACUGUCAGAAACCAGAACAUUUUAUUUGAUAAUAGACUAACCGCCCUAGUUAGAAUGAUAUGGUAUCUGAUUAAUACAAGAUUAAUCCUUAACAGAACCCAUCGGUGGCCUUGGCAGUUCAGAUUUGGACCUGUGACUAUUUUGUCAGCUUUUUCUCAUUUUCCAUAAUAUUAUUUUCCUGGAAGUUGAGCAACUUCUAUUUUUAAAAAUAUUGUACAACUCAAUUCAGAUUAAUAUUACUUAUUGCUUGAUUUUUUUGCUCUUUUGGGUUUUCAAACAGUUUGGUGACUUAAAAUUUUCAUUUUAUUUGUGCUAUUGUGAGCAUAAUGAUUUGUGGUUGCUCUGUUACUCUGUGCUGCAAAUUGAGUGACCAGAUUAUAGUCCUGUGCUUUAGAUCUGUUUAGUGAGUCUGAGUUUUAAACAACACUCCUGAGAAGCUGUUACUAAUGUAAUCUUCAUAUGGUCCACCUUUUGAAGUGUUACGUUUAAAUGUUUGAUACUAAAUAUAAGCUCUGUAGUAAAAACACAUUAUUGUCACAGAAAACUGACAUUGUCUAAUAAGAUGUUCUUCUCCUGGGUGUAAUAAAGGAAAUAUUUAUAAGUA
Molecule: messenger RNA, 3059 nt
Organism: Anguilla rostrata (American eel)
Lineage: Eukaryota; Metazoa; Chordata; Actinopteri; Anguilliformes; Anguillidae
Product: IST1 homolog
Exons: 10
Coding region: 181-1212 (343 amino acids)
Biological process (GO): protein transport
Source: RefSeq, a predicted model, not a curated record